Messenger RNA from Mercenaria mercenaria, 4695 nucleotides. RefSeq names its product tumor necrosis factor ligand superfamily member 15-like. NCBI's taxonomy places the organism in Eukaryota, Metazoa, Mollusca, Bivalvia, Venerida, Veneridae. The transcript is spliced from 3 exons. Gene Ontology annotation, cellular component: membrane. Gene Ontology annotation, molecular function: tumor necrosis factor receptor binding. The record is from RefSeq and is a predicted model, not a curated record. Bases 110 to 916 code for a protein of 268 amino acids. Gene Ontology annotation, biological process: immune response.
CGUCUACAAUGUUAGACAAAUAAAAUCCGGGGUACACUGGCGGAUAACGAAUUGUGUAACGUUAAGACAUUAUUUUGCAAAAUUAUUAGUCGAUUUAUAAGCAUAAAUUAUGGAUAAAAAGCUAAAAUACGCUGUUAUGAUCGUUUUAGUGGUUGUAGUAAUAUGUCUGACUGUAGUGUUAGCUCUAGUUUGGACUAUGCCCGACUUGCCAACAACUGUCCGGAACGAUCAGAUAUGCCUGCCGGGUGAAUAUGGAGCCCUUAAAUGUGACACAACAGCUGAUUUAUUACAUGAUUACUUAGAAAGGACCAUUUCCACAAAAUAUGACGAAAUCAAAAAGCAGGAUGAAAAACGACAGCAGGAGUACCUGGAUAAGAACAGAGUCCGCCUAAUGAGUAUCUACGACAAGACAUUCUGGGAAAUGAAACCCGCCGCAAAACUUACUGGAAAAGAACAACCUGACGCAAGAAAAAGCGACGAAGGGGCAGAAAUGACACCAGUUAGGGAAUGGAGACAUGGAAGAGAACUUUAUGACACUAGCGGGUUCGAAAGAUACGGCAUUCGUUACCGGAACGGUCGCCUGGUUGUUCCUGUUGACGGAACCUACUUUGUAUAUUCAUUUGUUGAUUUAUUUGAGCAGUGUGAUCCUUCUACUGGCAAACCCAAUGUUAAAGACACAAGCAAACCCAUAAAACAUGGCAUAUUCAAAUUUAACAUCUUAGAUGAGGUAGAAAAUGAAAUAAUUUCAAGCAUCCAGCCCCAUCAAAUUUCAAGCAACAAAUAUUUUAACUCCUAUGGUAGCUAUGUUUCAUCUUUGGCAAAUUUGAAAGCUGGGGACGAGAUAUCGGUCAAGGUCAGUAAUAUAACAUAUCUGAAAUACACAAGACAAAACUACUUUGGGCUAAAUCUGAUAUGAUAACGCAUUGGCAAGGUUUUUUUUCAAGGGUGUGUAAUUUUAAGUGAUAUCGUGGUUGAGCCUAUCCAUGAAAAAAAUCUCAACGAAGUAAAUUUCCCACUCAUUUAUUUGUCAAAGAACUGAAGUCCAAAUGUUUAGUUCCCAAAUGUUUAGUUCGAUUUCAUCAAAUACAAGAAAAGUUGUACCUGUCCAAUUAAAUAAAAAAUGAUCUCACAGUAAUUGUUCUUACAAAAAGAAAUAAGGCUAAGGGUUAGUACCUGCUAACAGUUGAGAGACGGUCCUCGCAAUAAAUCUAUUUUGAUUUUAAAAGAAGUACACAAAAAUACGGAUAUUGUUUGCAACAAAUUAAAUUACUUUUGCAGCAGUCAAUACAACAUUCGGGUAAGUGCGAGGCGACUAAAUUGUUUUAAACCCCCAGUUGGCAUUUAAAAGAAAGUGAGACACUUGAUUUUGUCCAACAACUGACCGUGCCAAGGCGGAAGCCCGAAAUGUAGUUUUAUUAUUUCAUCUUUCAUAAAUUGUGGCAAACAUGGAAACAAUAUACACUGAAAGAUAAAAGAUGUCUUAUAUUAGCUUUUUGAAAUAUUAAAUCUUCUGAGAUAAAUAAAACACGAUGAUAAAUUAAGACGUAAUUCCAUACUCCAUUCUAGCCGCUCUCAAUAAUGAUUCCAUAAUUAAUAUAAAAAUGGCAUACUUAUUAUGACAAAAAUGUUUGUAUCAUGAAAAUGCACAUUUAAUUCUGGAUGCCUUUUCCUUGCUUCGUUAUGGUGUAGACUUAUACCUUUUUAAGGAACAGACGGGUUUAUAAAGAGGAACCACAUUAAUACAUGUACAAACAAUUGUACAGCAUCAUUAUAAUAUUAAAUAUAUUACAGGAAAUUACUUGACUAAAUGUAAAUGCAUAUAUGAAAUGAUUUCAAUAUUGUAUACACUUUUAUUGCAAUUAAGAAAAUACUUUUAAUAUAGAUUAAAAUGGAAAAAAUAGAUGAAAAAAAGAAUAAACAGGAAAGGAGAAAAAUGAAAAUAUAAAGAGACUCUUCACGAAAACUGAAAGAUAAGGGGAUUAUAAUGAAAAAACAGUUUUCUCCAAUCAUUAAUGAAAGAUAAGCGUUUUUAAAUGCUUUGUACUUUUCGUUCUUUAAUCCUUAAAUCUUUUGGAAUGUUUUUGUUUAAAGAUAAACAUGUUUGGUAUUGUUACUUUUUUGUUUUACGUUUGAAUAUGUAUCCUCUUUACAAAAGAAGAAUGUAUGACAUAUUUCAAUUUCUUGCAUGGAAGAAUGACAUGUAUUUAUUUUGAGUUACGUGUAUACCAGUUUCAAUUAGCCAUGUAUACAACUUGUUCCAAUAGAUUUGUUUUUGUGACAGCUCCAAAACAUAUGUUCUAUAUGUAUAUUUCCAUAAUACAAAAAUCACAUAGACUAGACUUAUAUAAUCUGCAAAAAGGAACUGAUUUGUGCAAAACAAUGUAAUAAAAAAAUUGUUGUGUUAUCCUUAUAGUUAACACACGCAUUCUUGGAUAUAUUUACCAGUAAAAACAUCUAUCUGGGAAAAUAUUUCCGCCUUUUAAUUUGGAUUCCGGUUUUACAUUGUGCAUUUUUCGGUUUUUCUUUCCUGUAUUUUUUAUUUAAAAAUAUGACUCAGUUUUUUGUAGAGUCUAGUACAUAUUUAUUUCAUCGGAUAUUACGAGGGGUAUGUUGUAUUUAACAAUUCCUUGGCAUAACUCUAUGAUAAUCAAACAUUGAGGAAUUUGUAUUCCAUAUGUUACUCAUGGAAAGUUGUAAAAUUAUUAUGUCUGUAUCAUAUAUGUCCUUAAUUAAUACGAUUUUCCAUUGUUUAAACAAAAGUAGAGAGUUAUUAGUUUUCCAUAUGAUUUUUACCAAACGAUUUAUUCUGAUAUAUUAUGUGGGCUUUCAUAUUGAAAUUCAUUUUACUCCAUUCAACUAGUAUGUCAUUAAUGAAUUUGUUUUAAGCUUGUCAAUGAAUUUCAAUACAUCUUUUGUAUUUGUAUUGCAAUUGAAUAGAGAUAUUCCUCCUAAAUGCUGUAAGUGCUUCUUUAUUUUUCGUUCAUGUUCCAUUAUUUGAAUCGUUUGUUAUUCUUUUAAUCCAACUGGAUUUUAUUGAGUUUAAAAUAUUGGUACAUUCAAGCCUCCAUUUUCAAAAUCUCUUAUCAUUACACCCCCUUUUAACUUUUUCAUUUGUGAAUUUCAUACAAAUUCAUAACAACAUUUAGUAAUUCGUUUAAUAACUUCACCCAAAGGAUUCGAAAGAACAGAAAACAGAAGCCUUAGAAAUAGUUAUUUCAAUACCGAAAAAUACGUAUAGUUGUAAGGUGUCUAGCUUUCCAUCUAUUAAUGUACGUUUGAAAUUGGGAUAAUCAACUAUCAUAAUUUAUCUAAGAAUUUCAGCUGUAUUUGAAUGAAAAUUUACACCUAGUGUUUUUGCACUUUUCGAAGUCCAUGAAUCGCUUCCAUAUUUUAUCUACAGUAUACAAGACAUGCUAGUUUCGGAAUGAGACUAAGAAUUGUACAUAUAUUAUAAAUGAGUUUAAGGCAUCAAAUAAACGAACAUUGUUCAAAUGUAUUUAUCUUUUAAAUUGCAAUAAGUAAAGCGCCCUUGGAAACGGGGCUAUGUUAAUCUGUUAUACUAAUUCUCUUUAAAACCGUUUCGGUACCGUGUAAUAACAGAGUGGCAUCGUCUUCAAACAUGUUGGGUUUUACUUCUUUAUCAAAUAUCUUGAAACCUUUCAUAAUUUUAUUUUCUGUAAUUGAAGUACUUCAACAGCUAAAACGAAUAUAUAGAGGGACAAAUGAAGCCUUGUCGGACACCUCAUUUUAUAUUAAAUUAGACAAGAAAGCAUUAUACAGUACACGGGUUGUUGGGUUUUCAUAGAAUAGAUUUACACAUGUUCUCAAAAGCGGACCAGUAUUUAAAAGAUCUAAUGUUUUAGGAAGACAUUUUCGAUUUAAACUAGCAAAGGCGUUUUUAAAGUCAGCUCCAAGAUAAAAGAUAAAAGUAAAAGUCGAGACUUAACUUUUUCUACGUACUCCAUUACAUCAUAUAUCAAUCUUAUGUCUUAAGCUCUGUAUCUUACUUCAAUGAAAAAGCGUUUGACUAUCAUCAAUCAAGUUAACUUUAUUCUGCUAGCAAUUACGUUGAUUAAUAAUUCGUAGUCAACAUUUAAGUAAACAAACGUGUAUUUCAAGUUUAACAAUAGUGUUAAAUCUUUUGUUAGAUUUGGAAUACAUGUUUUAAAACAAACUUUGUGGUUGCAACUGGCUAAUAGAUUAUUUUCGAAAAAGUAGUCAAAUGAAUAAAUGACAUCGUUGAUUUCGUCCCAAAAUAUUUUGUAUUACUCAAAAUUCAUAAUAAUUCCUCCAUUAAACACUUAAACGUUCAUCUUCGCCCAGUUUUGGUAUUUGAGAUACUUCGUUGUUUUUCUUCGUUAAGAUUUUCAUAGUAUUUCUUUUGUCCUAUUCAAGUCCAAUUUUAGUUCGAAGUAACGUAACCAUUUGCUUUAUAGAAAUGUCUUUGUGCUUUGUUAUAAUGCAUAUUAAGUGUGUAUACACGGGAUCACUGAUUGCCUUUAAUUAAUUAUGUAUGGUUUAAUACUAUGAUAUUUCUUUUACAUUUAUGUUGUAAUCACAACACAAAUAUGGCAAUAUAUGAUGCAAUAAGUAUGUAUUGUUAUUAUACUUGAAAUAGUAGUGAUUCGUAGUUUACAAUACAUAUAUAGUUUUCUGUUGCAGAAAUCGAGAAAAUAAAAUAGAUUGUACCGUUUA